AUGGAGUGGUUCCACUGUAACGCCUGCUUUCAGACAUCUGGGCAAAACUUCGCUGUGUCCAGCUGUGGUCAUAUAUUCUGCGAGAGAUGCAUAAAUCUUAAGCAAUGUUCUGUGUGUCACACCAACUGCAACUACCUUCCAAUAUCUGAGCAGAUGAAGCCUCAAGAGCAGGUCUUUUUCAAAGACCCCAUGAAACUUAUUCAGACUCGAAUGGAGCACAUUGCACAGAUUGAUCUGUUCCAACGCAAACAGAAAGAAAGAGUCAUAGCUUUCUUUAGACACAAGUCCACAGAGCUGGAGAGAAGGCUUAAGGAGGUCAAUGAUCAGUGUUACAGACAAGUGUCGGAGCUGAAAAGAGAGAACGCAGAACUUCUGAAACCACUUUCUCAGAGGAGGUUGAGACUGCCAGUAUCACCAGGGACAUUUCAAACAAAUGGAAACACUCGAAGGAUGUCUCUUCCAGUGGCUGUUACAUCCCCUGCCACAGCCAAUCUGGAGAUAUCCUGGAAAGGUUCAGAGACAUCCACUCAGGUCAUAGCCUGGCAGUCAGGCCACAUGACCCCAAAUAACUUUCAGUUCCAGUUCAUACCAGGGUCAACACUUCAGUCACCCCGCCCAUGGCAUGGACACUUUCACUUUUGA
Chanos chanos (milkfish) is the source of this 642-nucleotide messenger RNA. Its product is annotated as RING finger protein 212B-like. The record is from RefSeq and is a predicted model, not a curated record. Gene Ontology annotation, molecular function: SUMO transferase activity. The transcript has 10 exons. Gene Ontology annotation, cellular component: synaptonemal complex. Lineage: Eukaryota; Metazoa; Chordata; Actinopteri; Gonorynchiformes; Chanidae. The coding region runs from base 1 to 642 and encodes 213 amino acids. Gene Ontology annotation, biological process: protein sumoylation; homologous chromosome pairing at meiosis; reciprocal meiotic recombination.